AUGGCUCUCAUCUCCCUCCUCUCUCUCAAUGACGACGUCCUUUUCGAAAUCUUCUCCCUGCUGAGCGGCAGAGAGGCACUUGCAGUCGCCUCCACAUCCAAACGGGCCUAUCGAUUCGCCAUCUACCGCGUAUUCGCCAGCGUGGAGUGGACCCGCGAGAGCAAUGAAAACGACGGAUCCUCUGAAGCCGACGCAUUUUGGGCCUACAUGCGCGCGCCUGAGCCGGUUUCUCAGAUUCCCCGUGUCCGACAUCUCCGGCACCUCGUCCUGGGAGAGUUUGCACUGGACGAUAUACCUUCUCUAUGUGCAAUCCUUUUCCAAGCCCCCAACCUGCGCACCAUCGACCUCUGCCUCCUCGAGCACCACCUCGAUGAUUUCAUUCCGGCGUUGGGCGCGUUGCACCUCCUCGAGAAGGCUUGCCUGUCGUGCAUUGACCCCAGGACGAUUCCCGCCCUGCCGGCCAUGUUCUCAUCCUCGAAGCUAUCCUCCUUAACACUCAACUUCGGCGAAUACUAUUGGGGCCUGCCGAAGGACGAUGUUGAUCUCACUGCCCUUGUAUCUUUCCUCGCCUCCAUGCCGAACAUACAGACUCUGUCGAUCGAUAUCGACAACGUGCUCGCAGUGCUACCCAACACCUGCAGACCGCCCAAAUCGAGUCGCCUCAGCCUUCCCUCGGUCCGCCACCUCUCCCUCUUGUGCGAGCCACAGGUGCUCGAGAGCAUCGUGCCACUGUGCCCGAAUCUGGUCACACUUUCACUUUUUCUGUAUUGCGAGGAUGAUCGUCCCGUGACAUUUUCCAUAGCCGCGGACGACCGGCGACCCGUCGUGCUAAAGGAGCUCAAGUUAUCCCACGUCAAAAUCGCAGAAGACACCUUGCGACGCAUGGGACACGUCCACUCACUGGUGGUGGGAGGCUUGGGACGGUCAUUAUCCAGCUCAGAAUUCCACGACCUCCCCCCGCUUCUGGAAGCGGUCCAGCCCUUCGCUCUCCACCUGCUCACACCCGAGCCUGCUCUAACUGAACCGGAGCGCACAUGGAGGCCCUUGGUCGACGCGGCGCGCCAGCUCCGCUCCCUGGAAGUCACCGUCAAAGGGCACGCCAGCCCCGCCAACGUGCACGACUACCUGGACCCGCUCCUCGCCGCGCUGCAGUCCUCGUCGCUCGUCCACCUCACCCUGGACUUCCCGCCCGCGUUCCAAGCGUGGCGCACAGCGGCAAGUAUGGCCGCAGUCGACGGCCUGCGCGAGGCCGAGGUCCGCCGCGUCGACGCGCUGCUUGCGCUCCCGCCGGCGCUCGCGCGCGCGGUCCCGUCGCUCCGCCUCCUCGCGCUCCACUCCUGCCGCCCCGAGACGACCGGCUUCGACAACGCGCGCGAACGCGGGGAGAGGAUGGGCACGCGGGACUUUCCCCCAGAGCUCGCGGCGGAGCUCGCGUGGGAGGACGACGUCGAGCGGCUGUGGGGGCCGACGAGCGUGUGCGUCCGCCCGGCGCUGCGGCGCCUCAACGAGCUCCGGAAGGAGGUCCCGCGCGACGAGCGGUGGUGGUGGAUCGAGGGCGAGGGCGCGACGCGGACGCCGGUGGAGAUCUGGCGGGAGGACGGCGAGCGGGGACGUGAGAUCGUCCGACGAGCGGAUUUUAACAAGAGCAUCGACGCCGACGCUCAGUGGAGCGAAGUAUCUGCACACGUUCCGUAA
Molecule: messenger RNA, 1695 nt
Organism: Epithele typhae
Lineage: Eukaryota; Fungi; Basidiomycota; Agaricomycetes; Polyporales; Epitheliaceae
Exons: 3
Coding region: 1-1695 (564 amino acids)
Molecular function (GO): protein binding
Source: RefSeq, a predicted model, not a curated record